AUGUUAGGAAAACUUCCUAAAAGUAUCUCUCGAUCCAGUGUUGACACACGAAGUGAUCCCGUCAAGAAACCAAAGAACAAGCGCGCGACAGCAAUGCACAAUUCAACGGCAAUUUACUCCAAAUCAACGUUAGAGAUAAAGAAAAGACACCUACUUAAGAAAGACAGGAAGUCAGUAAACAUAUCCUAUCAGGGACAUGUUCAGCUUGCGUGUAGGCAAUUCCAAGAUAUGAUCCAAAAAGCACACAACGAAGUCAUGAAGAAGAUCAAGGUCAAUUCAUGGUGGGACACUCCAAUACGCAUCGUGAUGGAAGCGAUGGGGACUUCAAUGCACCGAGAAGGGCAAUGGAUACCAGACGGACAUCGGAAUAUGACGGAGUCGAACAAACAAGUCUGGAAUGCCUGA
Guillardia theta CCMP2712 is the source of this 405-nucleotide messenger RNA. RefSeq lists its product as hypothetical. The record is from RefSeq and is a predicted model, not a curated record. Bases 1 to 405 code for a protein of 134 amino acids. NCBI's taxonomy places the organism in Eukaryota, Cryptophyceae, Pyrenomonadales, Geminigeraceae. The transcript has 4 exons.